CUUUUGAAUAACUUUUAGCUAUUGAUACAUAUUCCAGUGACAGAAUGACAGAACUUUUGGUUAGUCUAAUUUAACUUAAUAGAAGGGCGGAUGUAAUAUGAAAAUCCUAGAAUGAAGGAUUUAUAAAAUAUGUAAUGUGGUUAUUUAAUUUAAUUAGGCUGGAAAAAAGGGUGGGUGUCUGUGGACAGUGCGCACGUGCUGGGGACAAGCUCCAGCUGAAGCUAACGUGCGCACCAACAACCAGGUUGGAAGGAAGAGGAAGAAGGAGAGAGAGAGGGAGACAAUGGCUGAUCUCUUUGCAUGGUUCAUCAUCUCCUUCUUCCUCCUCAUUUCCUUACUUGUCCUCGUUACUUACCAGAUUCAUUCAUUCAUUUCUCUUUUUAAAUUAAUAUAUUCAUUGAAUCAAAUGUUAUAAUGGAUUUGUUGCGUUUGGUUGUUCCAUUAAUUAUCCUCUUAACAUGUGAUUUGUUGCAGCUAUUGUGCCUGGCAGACCUAGAAUUUGAUUAUAUAAAUCCUUAUGACUCCUCAGCUCGAAUAAAUAUGGUGGUUUUGCCAGAAUAUAUUACGCAAGCUGUCCUGUGCUGCUUCUACCUUCUUACCAAGCAUUGGAUUCUGGCACUCUUCUUUCUUCCUUAUCUUUUUCACAAUGUCCGAUUGUAUAGACAAGGAAGGCAUUUGGUUGAUGUUACUGAGAUAUUCAACCUGCUCACUUGGGAAAAGAAGCAAAGGCUUGUCAAACUCUUCUAUCUUGUUUUUACCCUUUUCCUCUCUGUAUUUUGGAUGAUUUACACAUCAUUGGAUUAGUAACUGCAGUGAUUGCUUGCUUGUAUUAUGGAGUGCUGCAAACUCCUAAAUGUGUGUGGGGGGUAAAUUCAAGGGAGAGAUUGUGUUUUGAAGGAAGAUUGAAUCAGCAUCCAAAUGCAAUUCAUGUUCAUUCUUAGAAUCAGGACAGAAGUAGGUCUCAAAAAACAGAUUGAACCUGCUGGAACGGCGCUAUGUUGGAUUACGGGAAUGUUGGAUACAAGAUUAUGCUGCAGGGGUUAGCUAUAUCAUUGAACAAAUAGACUGAUGCAGGCUGCAUACAUUUUCACUUUUUCAUGUAUGAUAGCUACUAACCAGCAAGGUCUCAAAUUUCAUGUAUGAUAGCUACUAACCAGCAAGGUCUCAAAUUGAAAUGUAUACAACUUACACAUCUAAAAGACUCUGGUUUAACAUUGA
Messenger RNA from Glycine soja, 1218 nucleotides. Its product is annotated as probable protein cornichon homolog 2. The transcript is spliced from 5 exons. The record is from RefSeq and is a predicted model, not a curated record. Bases 415 to 804 code for a protein of 129 amino acids. Lineage: Eukaryota; Viridiplantae; Streptophyta; Magnoliopsida; Fabales; Fabaceae. Gene Ontology annotation, biological process: vesicle-mediated transport.